UAUCUGUUUAUACAUGGAUAGUUUUAAAGAACUUUUCAUAGAUUAUAAGCUUACCUCUGUGUCACUAGGAUGAAAUAUUGGACAGUCGACCUUUAGAUAAGCAUCCAGUGAUUGAGGAAUGGUGUUAUGAGCAGAUGGCUCUUGUUGCCUCGGCGUUCGCAUUCUCAUGGUCCAAGUGGAACAGUGAUACACAGGAUAAAGAGAAGAUUCUGUUCCAGGGAUCCGAGACUUUACAAGAUGAGCCUUUGCUAGAGGAGGACUGGUCUUUGUUCCUGAUGACAAAGAGGAGAAGUAUGAAGCUGAAGAUGACAGAGUUUGAUGAAACUUACAGUGAGGAGCAUGCCGAGGGCACUGAUUUCAAGUCGAACCUUUACCAUCUAUUGAUGGAUGUGUCUUCUGCCGACGCCAAGGAAAGAAUCAAGGACACCAACUUUGAGUUUAUCGACUGUGUCCAACAAUUACUGUCUGCUACCAAACUGCUUACCUAUGCUUAAAACUCUGAACCAAUCUGUUGCUGUAAAAAGGAAUAUUAUGUAGAAAAAAGAAAUUUUGUAGGCAACAUGUAUCUGCAUAAAAUCAAGAUACAGUAUGUAGUUGUUGAAGGAAAGUUUUUAUGUUGCAUUUAAAGAGUUACUGAAAUGAAAAGACAUAUUUAUGCAAAACAAGGAUAUUUAUUAUUACUAUAUUGAAAUACUGUAUGAAGAUAUAUGUCAAUCCGUCCUGAAACAAUACUGUGAUAUAUUAUUACUACAAUACAUUCUUGUAAACGCUUCUGACCCAUUUCCAUGGGCUCCUGAAGAAUACACAGUAUGUGCCUAUUUCUCACAAAUUUGAGCCGUGCCAUGGGAAAAUCAACAUAGUGGCUUUGCGACCAGCAUGGAUCCAGACCAGCCUGCACAUCGGCGCAGUCUGGUCAGGAUCCAUGCUGUCUGCUAACAGUUUCACCAAUUCCAAUAGACCUUAAAAGCGAACAGCAUGGAUCCUGACCAGACUGCGCGGAUGCGCAGGCUGGUCUGGAUCCAUGCUGGUUGCAAAGCCACUAUGUUGGUUUUCCCAUGGCACGGCUCAUUUGUUUUCUUCUGUAAAGGAAUAUAUUAAGAAUGCUGCGUAGUUCGCUUCAACAUGGAAGGUGACAAAUUCGAAAACGUCCAUUUACACAGAUGUGAAAGGUGUAUACAACAUGGAGAUAUAAGAGAAGUGAAAAAUGCAUGAAAACAUUACCAGUGGUCACUUUCAGAGUUUUAACAAAUUUGAAUACUCCAUAUUUAUUAAAACUAUGAAAGAAUACAUUAUAGCUUCUUAAAACUUGUACAUCUUUCUGUAUCUUUUUACUGCUAUGAAACCAAGUGUAGACAUUUGCUGUCACCACUUUCUAUUAUAAUUUAUUGUGUACUGUUGAUUGAAAUUUGUCUGUGAUACUUAUGUAUCUUGUUUUUUUAAGUAAAUGAUGAAAAUGUA
This is a messenger RNA of Mercenaria mercenaria, 1458 nucleotides long. Its product is annotated as dynein axonemal intermediate chain 7-like. Gene Ontology annotation, molecular function: beta-tubulin binding; microtubule binding. The transcript is spliced from 4 exons. Bases 135 to 494 code for a protein of 119 amino acids. Gene Ontology annotation, cellular component: axoneme. Lineage: Eukaryota; Metazoa; Mollusca; Bivalvia; Venerida; Veneridae. The record is from RefSeq and is a predicted model, not a curated record.